This is a messenger RNA of Oppiella nova, 956 nucleotides long. Lineage: Eukaryota; Metazoa; Arthropoda; Arachnida; Sarcoptiformes; Oppiidae. The record is from the annotation of a GenBank genome assembly.
UUUAGUUUGCAAUAUUUGAUAUACAGUAGUAUAAUAUUUCAUCAAUGACAUUAAAUUUAUUUAAAUACUGGAGAAAGUUUAUUAUACAAACUUAUUGUCAAUGAACUUUGAUUACAUUAUUAGUACUAUACAUUUUAAACAAAAUUUCCAAUCUAAACACAUAUUGUUUUAUCUAUAGGAAUGUGUAUUCGAGGACUUGGAGCUCAAGAAAAAGGUUUUCCGUGAAUUAGACGCCAUAGCAUCGGACGAUAUAGUGUUGUGCAGCUCAACCAGUUGUAUACUACCCUCGCUAUUCCAGGCCGACCUCAAACACCGGGCGCAGGCUAUUGUGGGACACCCCGUAAACCCACCAUAUUUUAUACCAUUAGUCGAAGUGAUUCCCAACAAACACACGGAUCCGGAGAUAGUGAAGAGGACUCGGGCUCUGUUCACGACUAUCGGCCAAAAGCCGGUCGUCAUUAAGAAGGAAGUGAACGGAUUCAUCGGUAAUCGCAUACAGUAUGCGAUACUCAGCGAGACAUACCGUCUCAUUGAAGACGAUGUCAUCUCUGUGGAGGACGUGGACACUGUUAUGGCCGACGGGUUUGGCCUCAGAUGGGCUUUCAUGGGUCCCUGGGAGACGGCUCACCUCAACGCCACCGGAAUGAAAGAAUAUUUUGAGAAAUACAGAAAGAGUAUGAGUAGUGUCUGCCAUGACUUCGGACCCGUUCCCACGUUUGAGGGCAAAGGCGCUGAUAUUGUGGUGAAGGAAAUGCAUAAACGGAUUCCUGUCGAGGAUUUACCGGAAAGAAGGAAAUGGAGGGACGAAAGACUCAUCGCUUUGUCGCAGUUGAAGAAGAAAUUGGACCAAUAAUUCAAUUACUGAUUCACACGAUAGUUGAUAUUAAUAGCUAUUAUAGCUUUUAUCAGUUUACUGUGUGAUUGAUUUCAAUAUAAGAAUCGUGAAUAAAAUAAGA